Messenger RNA from Hypoxylon trugodes, 1494 nucleotides. Its product is annotated as cytochrome P450. Lineage: Eukaryota; Fungi; Ascomycota; Sordariomycetes; Xylariales; Hypoxylaceae. The transcript has 4 exons. The record is from RefSeq and is a predicted model, not a curated record. Gene Ontology annotation, molecular function: oxidoreductase activity, acting on paired donors, with incorporation or reduction of molecular oxygen; iron ion binding; heme binding. Bases 1 to 1494 code for a protein of 497 amino acids.
AUGAGCUACUUCGCACGGGCGGUUACCGCUGCUGGGGCACUAAAUAGACAGCAUCUAUUGGGAGCUGGAUUUUUUUGCUUUUUCCUUGCCCUCUUUCUACUCGUCCCAAGGGAUCCGAAACACGCCACAGCAAAACAGUUACUCCUCAUUAACAAGCCCUUCACCUGGGAGCCUAGGUUAUUCGCUCGGCUUCGCUGGGCGAUAUUCGCUCGCGAAAUUCUCGAAUUGGGAUAUAAUAAGUCUGAGGGCAAACCCUAUCAAUUAGAGCGCGGAGAUGCAAACUACGUGGUGCUACCGACCAGCUCCAUCCCCGAGUUGAACCGUCUGGGUGUGGACGUUCUCAACACGAGGAAACACCAUAGUUUUAGCCUUCUAGGCCAUUUGACCGGCAUGGACGUCAUACUCAAGACGAGCUACCAUACGAGGACACUUUUAAGCCGAGUCAGUCCAGCCAUGAACGACGUCACGCCGCCAAUGGCCAAGCGCAUGACGGCAAGACUGAACCGCUUAUUACCCCAGGAACUUGGCCUAUGGGCGUCAAUCGACCCCGUAGAUGUACUGGUACAGUGCAUUAUAUUUACGCUUGCGUUUUGUAUGCGUAUAGUACCAUACUACCUUCAACCUAUCCUCGUCUGGCUGCUUCCCGCCAAGUGGCGUCUCGUCAGUGGCUGGAAAGUCUGGGACCGCAUCGUGAUCCCUGAAGUACGCCGGCGGCAGCAGGAAAAGGAUUCUGAUCUCUCUAAUAGAGGCGACCUGAUCUCGUGGAUGCUGCGCGAUGCUAAGACCCCUAUUGAACGCGAUGAGCAUAAUUUAUGUCAUCUUUCCGCCGCGGUCAUCGCCGGUGCAACCUACAGCACAGCGAAUAUCGCGUCCGAGGCUCUGGUGAACCUUAUGGAAAACCCGACUACUUUGAAUGAACUACGCGAAGAGAUUAAACAAAAGCAUACAGAGAUCGACGGACAUUGGAAUCUUGCCGCGUUGGACAGCCUCUACAAGCUAGACUCGGUACUCAAGGAAACAUCCCGGCUCACACCGGGCGCUGCGCUCGUGUACCAGCGUGCCGUGCAGAAGGAUGUUCAGCUAAGCAGCGGCGUCCAGCUGAAACGUGGGCAAUUUAUUGCUGUAGCCUCGCAAGAGGGUCUCAUGGCCUAUACUGCCAACCCAGAUUCACAUAUUCCGAACACAUUUGACGGUAUGCGAUUCUACAAUGAGGACCUUGAACGGCACAAAGCAACUCCAUUUAAUGGAAUAGCCGGCAAACUACUUACAUGGGGCUCCGGGCGCUGGGCGUGCCCGGGCCGGUUAAUAGCGAAUAUGAUGAUCAAGGUAUUGAUGGUGGAGCUGCUCGAUAAGUAUGAGUUUGAGUUCAUAAAGGGCAAGAAACCAGGGGUUAUUCGCAUCCACGAAUUCUUGAUGCUGAAUCCUAUGGCAAAGAUUAGUGUACGUAGAAGAGAAAAGCCACUCUGUGGGGUUUCGAUCGCCCUAAGUAGGUAG